UCCUCGUCGCCGCCUUCUCCUAACUUCCCCCUUCUUCCGCCCUCUUUCCCCUUGGUUUAAUCUUCCAUCCCUCUCCCGAUUAUUGCAGCGAUCGGCACAUCGAUCUUUCGUCGCGGGCAGGGACGAGCGUGGGAAGGGCGUUCUCCCUUUUGAUCGACAUUAUUGGAGCCGAGAAGUUGGAGGCGGAGGAGCGGUGGCUUGACACCGAGGAGGUCAAGAGGUAGAGAUAAGAGAUGGGGCGGCUGUUUCUGAUUAGUCUGGAGGGCAAGAUCUACAGCUGUAAGCACUGCCAGGCUCAUCUCGCCGUCUCCGAUGACAUCGUCUCCAAGGCCUUCCAUUGCAAGCACGGGAGGGCUUAUCUCUUCAAUAAGGCGGUGAACGUGACGGUUGGAAUUAAAGAGGAGCGGUUGAUGAUUACAGGGAUGCACACUGUUUCUGAUAUUUUCUGUGUUGGUUGUGGGUCUAUAGUUGGAUGGAAAUACGAUGCUGCUCAUGAAAAGGCCCAGAAGUACAAAGAAGGGAAAAUUGUUCUGGAGAGGUUUAAAUUGACAGGGCCUGAUGGAAGUCGAUACUGGGUAACUCAUGAUGCACAUAUGGGUGGCAGUGAUGCUGAUGAUGCAUGAUUAUUUCUGAACCCCAAGCAAAGCACUAAAUCAUCUGAUUGUAAAUUCUUCCCUGCUUCAGACAUUCAUGUGAAUUCUAGCAAUUGCUUGCUGUCUGCAUCUUCCCGGCAGCUGAACUAAAUACCAAGCAAUAUAGUUCUCAUGCUUCUUUGCCUGCAA
Molecule: messenger RNA, 782 nt
Organism: Musa acuminata AAA Group (dessert banana)
Lineage: Eukaryota; Viridiplantae; Streptophyta; Magnoliopsida; Zingiberales; Musaceae
Product: protein yippee-like
Exons: 5
Coding region: 234-623 (129 amino acids)
Source: RefSeq, a predicted model, not a curated record